Mytilus trossulus (common blue mussel) is the source of this 1763-nucleotide messenger RNA. Its product is annotated as baculoviral IAP repeat-containing protein 2-like. Gene Ontology annotation, biological process: regulation of cell cycle; negative regulation of apoptotic process; positive regulation of protein ubiquitination. Gene Ontology annotation, cellular component: nucleus; cytoplasm. Bases 252 to 1244 code for a protein of 330 amino acids. The transcript is spliced from 7 exons. The record is from RefSeq and is a predicted model, not a curated record. NCBI's taxonomy places the organism in Eukaryota, Metazoa, Mollusca, Bivalvia, Mytilida, Mytilidae. Gene Ontology annotation, molecular function: ubiquitin protein ligase activity; cysteine-type endopeptidase inhibitor activity involved in apoptotic process.
UCUGGAUUUUCUUCAUUCACUUCCUGUUAUUAUUUUUUAUAAUAUUUCUUGGAAAGACCCCUAACUGGCAUAAGAAGCUAAGGUAACACCAACAGCUUGCAGAUAGCUCUUGAAUUAUAAAUAUGGCCAUGCUAGCUUUUGAAUCGCUUUGAACCAACAUACCGACGCAAAACAGGUUCAAGCAUGUCAGGUAAAAGAAUAAUGUAAUGGUCCACAUCAUGCUAAGGAAAUAGAUGUGAUCCUUGGCUGCCAUGGAUCAUCCACGGAACAGAUUAGCACCCCUUAGGAAUGACUCAAAAUUACGAAGAGAAACAUUUCAAAAUGGAUGGCCUCCUGAAAAAAAUUUCUUGUCUAUUGAUGAACUUGUGAACCAAGGAUUUUAUUUUCUUGGUCCGGGAAAUGGUGAUCGUGUACAAUGUGUAUAUUGUGCGGGAAUAUUGAGCAACUGGGAGCAGAAUGAUAACAUUUUAGCAGAACAUAAAAGAAACUUUCCACAGUGUCCUAUGAUGAAAUCUCCAUACAAAAUGGCAGCAUAUAGAGACUUAUCUACAAGAAAAGCAAGUUUUACUGGGUGGCCACCACAAAUGAGGCAAAAGCCUGAUGAUUUAGCAGAAGCAGGGUUGUUUUAUGCAGGUCAAGGGGACAAGGCAAAAUGUUUUUGGUGUGGAGGGAUGCUGUCUGAGUGGGAAGCAAAUGACAUUCCAAUUGUAGAACAUGCGAAAAGUUUUCCACAGUGUCAGUGGUUAGUGGCAUCAAAAGGAAAAGAAUUUGUAGAAAGAAUUCAACAGCAUGUACAGCAAGGAACUCCUGUGCAAAAUGUUUCAACGGACCAAACAGUGGCAUCAGCCUCGUCGUUAGCUUAUGCAGCUAGUCCUGUAUCAUCGGCGCAACUAGAAGCAGUCCUAAUGGGAUUCGACCAACUUACAGUGAGCGAGGCCAUGAAAACGUUAGGAAAUCCAGCAGAAAUAAAUUUAGACUCACUUGUUCAAGCAAUAUUAGAAGUCCAGUCUUCGCAGGCUAGUGGAAAUACAGACAUGGUCAACAAUUUAGAUGUUGGAGCAUUGACCCUUCAGAAUAGAGAAAUGAGAGAUAAGACAAUCUGCAAAAUAUGUGGUCAGCGUCAAGUAAAUCUAGUUUUCUUGCCAUGUGGACAUCUUGUCUGUUGCAUAGAAUGUGGUGCGGAAAUAACGCAUUGCCUUAUUUGUAAUGUUCAAGUUUAUAAAAAGGUUUCUGUCUUUAUGUAAUGACUUGCAUUCAUAUUUUAUGGACUUUUUUUAAUGGUGUUACGAUCUAUAUUCUACGUGAAGUAAGAAUUGUAUUAAUGAAUAAUUUUGUUUUAACUUCCUGAUACAAUUGCAAAAUCUUCUGUUUGUGCUAAGGGAGCUACCAAUUGAUUUUUAUGCGAAAUUUAUGUAAAAAAAAGUCAGGAUAAACUAAAAAAAAAAGCAGGACCGGAUAGAGUGAAAAAUAAAAAUGCAGGACAGAGUUUACAACUAAAAAAAAUGCAGGACAUAUUUUUUCAUCCUAGCCCCCCCGUUAAAAUCAAAUGGUAGCUCCCUAAUCUGUUACGUCUAUGUUACUUAUAUAAAAAGUAUCAGAAUAUAUAUAUAAUUUUAUGUAUGUAAGGAUUAACAUGAUAUUUUGCUCUCAUCAGUUACAUCAUUUAAAGCAUUCACGUGAAAUAUUUUAACAUUUAAUACUGCCUUCAAUUACAAUAUGAUAUUAAAGGUUCAAUGGCAAAUUUUACACUUAUAUUUUACUUU